AUUAGUUCUUCCGUGGGUGGGCUCAGUGAGCGCCGGCCUGCUGUGUGUGUGAGUCCGCUGUUCACAGUGUGCGGCUGGUGUCCAUGGGCCCGCGCAAUGUACGCCUGUAUGGUGCUCCUGUUACAGGCAGCGGUCAGCACUGCACUGACCUGUCACAGGGUCCCGGGACGGCUGAGGCAGAUUGACGCCAGCAACGGGCAGGUGUACGGGGUGGGCACCAACCGGAGGGGCUACACCUGGCUGGAGGGGCGCUGGGUGACCCUCCCCGGGAUCCUGGCCCACGUGUCGGUGGGGCCCACCGGGGUCUGGGCUGUCGGCCCUCAGCAGGAGCUCUACCGCAUGGUGGAGGGGAGGUGGGCCAUGCUGGCAGGGGCUCCUGUCCCAGAUCGACGCGGGCGGGCACCAGAUCGUGGUGGGGGUGGGACAGGUCCCCGCCAUGCCUUCUGCUCCAACCGGCAGGCCGCCGUCUCCGCCCGGGACUUCUCGAGCCCGGCCUACUCCCGGGUCCCCGGCCGGCUGAUCUACUACUCCUGUGGGCCGAUAUCCUGCUGGGGGGUGGACCCCUCGGGGAGGGUGAUGGUCCGGCUGGGCGUCCAGCCCCAGUGCUGUGUGGGGCGCAGCUGGCGCCGACUCCCGUCUCGCAUGGCGAUGCUGGAGGUGGCAUCGGACGGGACGGUCUAUGCCGUGAACCGCUCGGGACUCCUUUUCCGCAGGCUCGGCAUCUCUCGCUUUAACCCAGUGGGGUCCCACUGGAAGAAGGUGGACAUCGUGGGGAGAAGGUUCCGGCAUGUGACGGCCGACCUGGGGGCUAUCUGGCUGGUUGAGAGAAACGGCAAUGUUGUGCAUUGUAGCUGAUGGUUUUACCGUCUGAGGGAGCGCGCGAGGGAGCCCCCCCACCGCCCCACUCUGACCUCUCCGGCUUGGAUUCUCCAAUAAAUUGCCGCCAACUCGC
Molecule: messenger RNA, 952 nt
Organism: Pristis pectinata (smalltooth sawfish)
Lineage: Eukaryota; Metazoa; Chordata; Chondrichthyes; Rhinopristiformes; Pristidae
Product: fish-egg lectin-like
Exons: 4
Coding region: 97-855 (252 amino acids)
Source: RefSeq, a predicted model, not a curated record